Loa loa (African eye worm) is the source of this 289-nucleotide messenger RNA. RefSeq lists its product as hypothetical. Lineage: Eukaryota; Metazoa; Nematoda; Chromadorea; Rhabditida; Onchocercidae. The annotation marks the transcript as partial. The transcript has 3 exons. The record is from RefSeq and is a predicted model, not a curated record.
GGGGGCGAUGUUAUCAGAAGCAAGUUAUGUCGACAAUUUCAUCAGUGAACAACAUUUGGAAAUGAACAUUUCUGGUGUUGAAACCUGCCUGGUGAUGUAUCAGAUGCUUGGGGAAAUGGAAUUUCUUUCUCAUAUGAGUAUUUCGGAAUUUUUCGAUUUCAAUGUUGGAAUUGUGAAUCAAUCGUAUCAUGUUGAAGAAAACAUUUGUUACGAUCCUUUGAAUGCACCAACACCUUCGGAUGUUGCGCAUGAAUUAUUGGAUCGGAAUCCCACUUUAGAGUUGCAACAG